AACGCUAUCUGUCAAUAAUCGUGAUAGCACUUCUUUUAUCCACUACUUUUCUAAUGGGAAAGACAACUCCAAACUGAAAGUUGCUGAGAGAGCAGUAACCCGCUGUGCACACACUGACGACAUCACGAUGUGGCUCUUAACCAAUCGGGUUUAGAGUAUUCAUCUAGGGAGUUCCCCAAGUAAAUUUUGCGUAUUUCUUGUUACCAACUACGCGAUUAACAUUUAACUAGCCUAGUUCUAGCUUUUUAGAAAGAUCUAGUUUUAGUUUCAUCUUUUUAUGAUGUCAAACGAUUCACAAUCGGAGAAGAGGACGGCUAAAUGGACAGGCAGUGGAACCCCAAUUGCUGAAGGAGAGGAAAGCAGUUCCCCAAGUGCCCACCAGACUAGGCAAAAAGCCACGGCUGCCGACGAUGAUGACGACCAACAAAUUACAGACCUUGAGCAGGAAUUGGCCGAGUUAGACUUGGAGGAACAGCGGAAAGCAAAGAAAAAACGUAUAGCCUCUCUCCAGCGACAGAUAGAAGAGAAACGGAACAAGUUGGCUACGGUAGAAAUAUCGGAUUUGAACGAAAAAGAAAACAAGAAUGUGGUCAAUGUGGCUGAUGGGCUGGCUUGGAGCUACUACUCUGGUUAUCUGAAGCUUGUGCUGCCAAGACUGGAACAAAGGAUAUCAGAAUCGGAGAAGUUUCGUCAUAAAAUAACGGACAAGAAGCUUUACAUUCUACUGCCAAAAUCGUGUUUCACUUGUGAUGACAUUGAACAUGCGGAUUCCAGAGUGAAAUGGGCCGGUAAUCUCCCAGAGAGUAAAAUCAACAGGGGAGGAAUUAAGGAAAGAAGUUACAAACAUGCGGUACACGAAAUAGUGAUGCCGCCCUUCCCAGAUGGGACAGGGGAAAAGUACCACUUUAUCGUGGAGUAUGCCACGCCUCUGAUGACCUUGUAUGAUAUGUCUAAGUUUGCAGACGCUCAAUUAACCGAUCCAGAGCGGGAUCACCAGGUGUUGUUGUUCAUGCAAAAACUGACCGAGCUUCUGGAGAAGAGUAAAGACUGCAAAGGACAGUAUGACUGCAGAGGGAAGUAUGAAUUAGUUUCAUUUGAUGAAGAGGAAGAUAAGAUUGCAGACAUCCUGAUUGCUCGGCAUAAUAAUGCCAACAAGGUGGGUGAAGAAUCUGAAGAAUUGAGCAUACCAGUGCAGUGACUGAUUUGAACAACACUAUGCUAAUUAAAUGUGGAGGGACUCUGUAAAAUAACACAAUCAAAAAUUUAAAUUGUUGCAAUGUGAAGAUAAGAGCAGUGAAUACUCUUUUCAAUCAAAUAGCUCACAAAAAACAGGAAGGAAUUUCUUGUUUUAAUUUUAUGUAUUUUAGGUCAUGAGGCAGAAGAAAAAUAUCAACUUAUUAUUAGUUUGAUCUAAAACCAAAUUCUCAAACUAAAAUCUUACAAAAUGUAUUGCAGACAGAGUGGAGAAUUGAUAUAUUUGUGUUUAGAGUGGAAGGGUUUAUUUACCUUUAAGUAAAACAUUUCUCUCUUUUUUCUUAAUUAAUGCAUUUUACUUAUAGUUGAGCACAAUAUUCAUUUCUUUUGAGAAAAUUAGUUUUAAAGCCUGCAUCUUAUAAAUUGUGACUGAUAAAUGGCUUGUUCAAAAACAGACCAGCCUAACAAAGUGGACUAUUUGCAUGACAACUAAGUAGACAUAUAUCUUAAUGUGACUUAAAUAAAUCACAAUGAACUACUCGCUUUCAUAUAUUUGCUUUGUUUGUUGCUUUUGCUUUUAAUCUUUUUCUGUGAUGUACUACUAAACAUAAUUCCAAGUUGUUUUAUUGUAACUUAGGUAAGGGGUGUAGGGGUCAUUACAUAAUACAGAAGUAAGUGUUUUUAAGUGUUAUGGCCAGUGAAAAUGAUACAAAAUUAAAACCCUGUAGACUGUGAA
Molecule: messenger RNA, 1930 nt
Organism: Stylophora pistillata
Lineage: Eukaryota; Metazoa; Cnidaria; Anthozoa; Scleractinia; Pocilloporidae
Product: stimulator of interferon genes protein 5-like
Biological process (GO): innate immune response; positive regulation of type I interferon production; reticulophagy
Cellular component (GO): endoplasmic reticulum membrane; autophagosome
Molecular function (GO): cyclic-di-GMP binding; 2',3'-cyclic GMP-AMP binding
Source: RefSeq, a predicted model, not a curated record